UCACCCAGCAGCAGCAGCAGCAAAAACCCGACCCGGUUCUCCAGCAGCGAUCCGAGCCCGAACCUGACCAGGAUGACCGCAGAUCAGCGCUACGUGAUCAGCGCCAGAGUUGUUGGAGGAGUCCGCAGAGAGAAGCCCAAACUCAAGACCUACAUGGUCUCCGUCCUCUGGUCCGAUGAAGCUGAGGUGAUCAUCUACAGGUCCUUCAAGGAUUUCAGGAAAUUCCACAGAACGCUGAAGAAGAAGUUCCCUAACUUCAAUCCUCUCAAGAAGAACGACAGAAUGAUCCCCAAAUUCACCGGAAAGGCCAGAAGGAGCAGCCUGAAGCAGAAGGGGUCCAGGAAGUCUGUGAGGCAGAUGGUGUUCCUGGAGAGCUACUGCGAGCAGCUGCUGAAGUGCGAGCAGGACGUGACCCUGAGCCCAGAGGUGACCCGCUUCUUCACGCCCAAAGACCACGACCUGCAGACCGACUUCACCAAGAACAGCGUCAUGAUCCUGAUGUCUGGAGACGUGAGCGACGGAAGAGGAGGCGAGGCGGCGGACCGGCACCAGGUGGGCAACGUCACCCACCCGUUUGUCACCCAGACGUACCGCUGCAUCGCCCCCUACGACACCAAGGACACCAAGAACCGUCCGUUCAAGGUGGCAGCGGACGAGAAGCUGGACGUCCUGAUCAAAGACCCGGCAGGCUGGUGGCUGGUGGAGAGCGAGGACAAGCGUCUGGCCUGGUUCCCCGCGCCCUACCUGGAGCUUUCUGAAGGAGACCACGACGAAGAGAAGGGAGUGUUGGGAGGUUCUCUGCACUGUGCCGUGAGGAGCUUCUCCAGCUCCAACGCUGACGAGGUGUCCGUGUCCAUCGGCUCCGUGGUGGAGGUGCUGAGGAAGUCCGAUGACGGCUGGUGGCUCAUCAGGUGUAACGGGAAGGUGGGCUACGUGCCGUCCAUGAACCUGCAGCCGUACAGCAACCCGCGGCCAGGUGUGCACAGACACCUGCACUCCUCCUCCCUCAACCUGGCCACCACCAGGGAGUCCCGCGCCUCCCGACCACAGACCAUCAGCGAGGACGGCGGCGCCGACCCGGACGCCGGACGCCGCUCCUCGGUCCCGGCUCGGCGGCCCCGGGCCCAGUCCCUGGACGUCCUCUCCGACAGCUGGCUGCACCCCCAGGCGGAGCAGGACGCCUCCACCUCCAACAGCACCGACUCCAUCUUCUCCAGCUUCUCCUCCAGCAGCGACUCCUCCUCACCCCUGAGGGAGGAGGCGCAGGAGCCCGGCUCACCUGUCCAGGCCCCGGCGGCGGACGGCGGCUUCUCAAGUCGCCACAGCUCCCACUCCAGGUCCAGCACCGGAAGCUCUGGGUCUGCCGGGUCCAAAGGUGGCGAGGCGGCGCCGGUGGCUCCCAUGGUGCCGCAGAGACCGAAGCCCCAGGAGAUCCUGAGCCGCUGCAGCACCAUGACGCGCAAGGCCGCCCUGGCCACCAAGACCCGGCUCCAGGUGGAAGUGGACGGCGUCCACGGCCGCUAGCGGGGUCCAGUUCUGAUUGUUCUGAUGAUGGUCUAAGUUCUGAUGAUGGUCCAGGUUCUGAUGAUGGUCCAGGUUCUGUGUGACAUAAACUGCAGACACGGCCGUCAGACGGGUUUAUGCAGCUUUGCCAUUUUAUGUCCUCCUCAUGCCGGACGCGUCUAAGAGUUACAAAUGUUCCUUUGCUGAACUGCUGAGUUUGCAGCGUAGCUUCAGUGAAGCACUGAGUGGGAGCCGGCAGAUGGAAAGUUCUACUGGUUCUGGUUCUGGUUCUGUUCGGGGCCGCGGGACUGAACUGUUCAAUGUUAGAUUUGCUUCCUUGUUAUCCUCACCGUUCCUCUGUGAGCACUUUAGGGUCCGUGUUCUGUGUUGAAGCAGGUUCUGAUGAAGCAGGAGGCGGGCCUGCUGUUCUGCUGCAGCAGGUCCAGCUCUUCCUCUUCCUCUUCUUCAUCCUUUGUUUUCUCUGUUAAAGCCUGAAACUUUCACUGAUGAAAUAAAAGCAGGUCAAUAAAACCCGUUUGGACUCCAUGUUUGACUCCACUGUUACAGCACAAGCACCAGAAGUUUACAUACACUCUGAGUUUGGGUCUGCUGAUCGUAUCAAACAUGCUGGAUGGUGUUUCAGCAGAACUUAAACUGGAUCACAGCUGCAGAUGCAGCCCAGCUUGGUUCUGA
Molecule: messenger RNA, 2196 nt
Organism: Fundulus heteroclitus (mummichog)
Lineage: Eukaryota; Metazoa; Chordata; Actinopteri; Cyprinodontiformes; Fundulidae
Product: NADPH oxidase organizer 1
Exons: 9
Coding region: 73-1524 (483 amino acids)
Biological process (GO): superoxide anion generation
Molecular function (GO): phosphatidylinositol binding; protein binding; superoxide-generating NADPH oxidase activator activity
Source: RefSeq, a predicted model, not a curated record